AUGAAGUUUGGCCCCUGGUCUGAGAUCAAAGUAGCCCUCCUGGGCCAUGUGAGUGUUGGCAAAACUACAGUGCUGAAUGCCAUCUUGGGUGACAAGUUUGGAGAAGUCUCCAUGCGGCGAACCACUGCAGGGAUCAACUUCUUCCGCAUUGUCCCAUCCAAUGAGGCAACAAAAGAGUCUGAUCAGUGGUCUGUGGCUGGGCACAAUGAGGACGUUAAGGCUGCUGAAAAAGUACAUCAGGAGAUUUCAAAAUCUAAUAUGAAGCUUCGUGAAGCUCAGAUAAUUGAAGAGAAGUGGUUCAAUGUUGGCUGUGAUCCAUUGUGUGAGAUGCGCAAGAAAACAUCGCUUGUUGUUGUAGACAUCCCAGGGAUCAAUGAGGCUGAUACCAACAGCAUCUACAGGAACUAUGUUGAGGAGAACUGGAAGACCUUUGAUUGUGUGGUGGUUGUGAUGGAUGCUAGGCAAGGUGUCAAUACGGAGGAGCAGGUGGGCUUGCUUCGGCUUGUCAAGGAGAAUCUUACUAAACAGAAAAGCCUACCAGUGGUUUUUCUAUUAAACAAGGUGGACGAGCCGGAUGAUACAGAGCAGGCACUCCUUGUCAAAGAAUCCCAAGAAAAGAUAGCAUCCAUGUUUGCUGUUGGCUGUCGAGCGAAAGCACUGAAGCAGCUCCCAACACUGUCUGGCAAGAAGGGGGCAAAGCAUUCAGUACCUACAUCUGAUUUAUAUCCUGUGGUCAUCCCGGUAUCAGCUAUCAGGGCAUAUUUCUACAGGGCUGCAUCCAGCCUUCCGUUUGAAGAGUUCAGAAAGAAGUUUGACCAGGAUAUCAUUGAGAAGAUUGGCCGUGAAGAAAUGAAUAGGAACAAGUGGAGGAGGAUGUCUGUUGACAAGAAAUACAAGGCCCUGUAUGAUCUUGUUGUAGAAGGUUCAGAGGAGGACGAUGAAGGGAUACAAGGCACGGGGUUUGACACAUUCCUCUGUGCCCUAUCUGUUUCUGUGGGUGGCCAUGAGACUCAAACCAAGUUGCUGCACAGCCAAGUUGACAUUGCUCUCCAGUCCUUUCAAGAAGAGAAACAAUCCUUCUCUCAACUCAUGGCACUCCAUGAGACAAGCAAGGUCCUUGAUAAAGACAUGGGAGCUAUCAAGCAGGCUUUUUGGACCAACUAUACAUCCUGCAAAGAGGAGUCCCUUGAUGCUUUCAGGAAGGAAUGCGGACAAUGA
Seminavis robusta is the source of this 1218-nucleotide messenger RNA. Lineage: Eukaryota; Bacillariophyta; Bacillariophyceae; Naviculales; Naviculaceae. The record is from the annotation of a GenBank genome assembly.